GCCGCUUUCUUUGUGGUAUCCAGAUCCAGGCUGUGUACGCAAACUCUCUCCCUCUCCCUCUCCCUCUCCCUCGUGCAGGAAUGGAGUAUGAGGUUGUGGCGACUGGAUUGAGGGGUUAGAGUUUGGAGAUUAGGUUUUUGGUGGUCCGAGCGUCGGGGUUAGUUUUUGGCUCGACAGUUAAGGUUUUGGGGUUUGGGAAUAGGUUUGCGAAAAUUGGGGGUGUGGUGUUUGAGUGGUAGUUAUUGGCAGUAGUGGCGGAUUUGGUCUUGGUUGUGUCUAGAACCAUGGCCGCGGGCAGCUCCAGGUCCGCCAAAGUCCCGGGAUUCGACCCGAAGAAGUACCGUCCUCCGCCGUACGUGUUUGAGCCGGCGGGGUUGAAGUUGUACAAGCCAAAAGCCACGGUGUUCGAUGACGAGGUGGUGCUACGAGAGCCAGAGAUCCAUUUUUCAGUCAAGAAUCGCGAGGUGAAAGAAUAUGUCAGGGGCUUUGGGGGCUCGGGGAAGGUGAAGCAGUGGUAUGGGACACUCCCCCAACGUGCGAAGGAGCUAGUAGAUGCAACAGGUUUUGGGGGGUUUGUACAACUACUGGGCGAGACCAGUAAUGACCGUUUGCAGCUUACGGCCCUAGCUGAGAGGUGGUGGGAUACCACCAACACUCUGCACUUGCCAUUCGGAGAGGCCACACUGACACCCUUGGACUUUGCAGCGAUUACUGGGAUACGGGUUGGGGGAAAUCCAAUUCCGUUCGAUAUGGGGCUUUACAAGAAUAAGGCUGCUUUGGUCUACUUUCUCGGUCAAGUACCAGAUAUGACCGACGCGGGUACAGUGCGUUACUCCUGGUUUUACAAGACUUUCAAGAAGCAUAAAUGCGUGACAGAAAGGGAUUAUGAGCACGUGACGAGAGCCUUCCUACUGUACUUGUUUGGGGCCGCACUAUUUCCAAAUAAGGAUAGCCGGGUUCACUUGCACUAUUUGGCAGGGAUGAAGGACUUGUCGACUGUCAAGGACUACGAUUGGGGAGGUGCUGCACUUGCUACAUUAUAUGGCCAUAUGGGGGCUAUAUCUAGGGGGACAACACUGAGCAUGGGGGGCUACUGGCGGGUCUGGGAGAUUUGGAGUUAUGAGUUCUUAAGGAUGCACGUCCCUAAUAAUAGCUAUGCGGAUCCGUCAGUGAUCCCUAGAGGGUUGAAGUGGGCACGAGACUCUAGGGGGAAGAAGGAAGGUGGGAAGGAUUUGACGACGUACCGUCUUUUCUUGGACCAGCUAAUGAAGGAACAGGUAAAUUGGGAUGUAUGGGCGGGGGUUGAUCCAGUGGUACACGCUGAUUUGUUGAGGAGUAGACAGGCCACAGGUCGUAGGAUCUUGUUGGAGGGACCGUUUUGCAGACAAUGGUACUUGGGAGAGAGAGCGGUGAGGCAAUCAUUAGGCUAUGACGUUUUUAGAGUACCAAAGUCUAUUCCUUUUUCUAUGCUGAACAUGAGGAUCUUGACGGUAGAGGACUUGGAGAAAUGGACUGAGGGCGAGGAUGCUGCCACCUUUUUAGAGGAGUCCGGGGAGUACGAGGAGUACAUGGUACAGAGGCUUAUGCCUAUCUUAGGCGUAGAUAGGGUUCUAAGAGGCCUUCUCCCAGGACCACAGGCUGGAGUUCUGCCAGUAGUAGUAGUAGGAGGAGGAGGAGGAGGAGGAGCUGAGGGCCUAGCAGAGCUUCCUCCGUUGCCGCAACAGGUGGACUACUAUAGUAGUACGGGACAAAGACAAUACAUUGAUGUUCCUUGUCCAGAGCACGUGGACCUCACUCUUCCGCCUAAUGUCCAACAGGUGCCCCGGGAAUAUGUGGAGGCGUGUUUCCGUAAUAUAAGCGGCUUGAGAGUCCUCGUUCGACAACAGGCAAUGGCGGGCCAGACAGUGAGGACUCAUGUGCGUGGCCCCUUGCAUACUUGCGAGAGAGUAGCGUCGGGUAGACACAGUGCCCCGGCCCCUCAUAGCGAGAGAGCUUCUCCAGCGAGGCAUGGUGCUCCAGUUAGUUGUGCUUCAGCUUCUAGGGCUCCUCCGCCCGCACCUGUUCCUCCGACAGAUCUUCAGUUGGUGGAGUAUAGUUCUUUCGUAGCCGACGGGGAUACUACCAUUCCAUCUGGUAAUGGUGACGAUGACAGAGAUGACGAGGACACAAAGUCGGGUAUAGAGGCUUCGCCUUCGCGGCCUUCGGCCAAGAAGCCCCGUCGUUGACAUUUAGUGCAUUUCUUUCCUUUCUUGCUAGAAUAUAGUAAUAGGGUAGAUGGUAUGUACAAUGAUGCUUGGCUUCUACCCAUUUUGUAUUCUUGUAUGAAACAGUAAUCGUGUUUAUUGCUUUCGAUCAGUUUAGUGGAUGUUGUAGUUUUGAUAUGCGAUCCUUUUAUUUAAAAGAGUUUUGAAUUCUAAAA
Molecule: messenger RNA, 2419 nt
Organism: Rhododendron vialii
Lineage: Eukaryota; Viridiplantae; Streptophyta; Magnoliopsida; Ericales; Ericaceae
Exons: 6
Coding region: 285-2225 (646 amino acids)
Biological process (GO): meristem maintenance; meristem development
Source: RefSeq, a predicted model, not a curated record